CGUUUACUCACAAGGAAAAAACAAUUGAGCUUUAAUGGCUUCUCAAUUAUCUUCCCUUUUCUUUCAAUUCAUUUUCAUUUCUGUCUUUGCCUUUGCUACCACUCUAGCCAAAGUCCUUGCAAACGAAACCUUUGAAUUCAUCAAUGAAGGUGAGUUCGGAGAUCGGAUUAUCGAAUACGACGCUAGCUAUCGAGUGAUCCGAAACGAUGUGUACACCUUUUACACCUACCCUUUUCGCCUUUGCUUCUAUAAUACCACUCCUGAUGCUUACAUUUUUGCCAUGCGAGCUGGCAUUCCCAACGACGAAAGCCUAAUGAGAUGGGUGUGGGACGCUAACCGGAACGAUCCGGUUCAUGAAAAUGCCACCCUCAAAUUUGGCGAGGACGGGAAUUUCAUGUUGGCGGAUGCGGAUGGUCGUGUCGUGUGGCAAACCAAUACGGCUAACAAAGGUGUCACUGGGAUUAGGUUACUACCAAAUGGUAACUUGGUACUGUUUGAUAAAAAUGGGAAAUUUAUUUGGCAAAGCUUUGAUUACCCUACUGAUACUUUGUUGGUGGGUCAAUCGGUUAAAAUCAACGGUCGGAACAAGCUUGUUAGCCGGAAAUCUGACAUGGACGGCUCCGAUGGACCGUAUAGUCUGAUACUAGACCAUAAUGGGUUCAUUAUGUAUCUAAAUAAUUUGGGCCAGCAACUUAUUUACGGGGGCUGGCCUACAAAGGAUUUUGCUGACAUUGUGACAUUUGCCGCCGAGCCUGUUGACGUUAAUGAAACAAAUACCCCUUACGAGUUGGUGUUAGGUUUAACACAUCUACAAGCUCAACCGAGCACUUCCCCGGCAGGCAACGGCCGGCGACUCCUCCAAGUUCGUCCGAUAGGUGGAGGCAGCACAAUAAACCUUAAUAAAGUCAACUACAAUGGCACAUAUUCAUUCUUAAGACUCGGAUCCGAUGGAAACCUAAGGGCUUUCACAUAUUUUCCCCCAGCGAGUUACUUAAAAUGGGAAGAGAGCUUUGCUUUCUUCUCAAGUUACUUCGUUAGGGAAUGCGCUUUGCCAUCCAAGUGCGGUACAUACGGGUUAUGUGACAAGAGAAUGUGCGUGGCUUGCCCAAGCCCGAACGGGCUGUUGGGUUGGAGCGAAAGCUGUAAACCACCGAAGCCGGUACCUUGCCGGGCCGGAGCUAAGUUCGAUUACUACAAAAUCCUGGGGGUGGAACAUUUUUUGAACCCAUAUUUGGAUGAUGGUGAAGGUCCAAUGAAGGUUGAAAAAUGCAGGGACAAAUGCAGCAAAGAUUGCAAAUGUAAGGGAUUCAUUUACAAGGAAGAUACAUCAAGGUGCUUAACGGCUCCGGUGCUUGGGACUUUGAUCAAAGAUGUGAAUACUACAUCUGUGGGAUAUAUUAAGUACUCAAAGUAGAUUUAAUUAUUUUGUGAUUUUGUAUUAAAGUUUGGUGAAAAUUAAGUUUAUUUAUUGAGUAUUAGGUCAUUAAGAACUCAAAUAAUUUCGUGUAAUGCUUAAAUAAAUGAUAAAAUGUCGUAUGCGUUUAAGUACAA
Molecule: messenger RNA, 1551 nt
Organism: Gossypium arboreum
Lineage: Eukaryota; Viridiplantae; Streptophyta; Magnoliopsida; Malvales; Malvaceae
Product: EP1-like glycoprotein 2
Exons: 1
Coding region: 35-1414 (459 amino acids)
Source: RefSeq, a predicted model, not a curated record